CGAACAGCGUCGUCGUCGUGUUCCAGACAUUUUUUAGGAUCUGUUCAUUUGCGCUGCUGUCAGCGGACUUGUGGAAUGUAUUUUUGAUGUGAAUUAUCAGUUUCGUUACGUGCCGCGUGUGAUCGACGUAGCGCUAGCAGCGCAUUCCGGUUCAAGGUAGCAGCGUGCAGUUUUUGCUUCAUUCGAGAAAAGCAGCAGAAAAACAACACCACGAUCCACUGCGACGCGGCGUCCCCUGGAAAACUCGGACGCGAAGAACGCCCUUCAUUUUUACCAGCACCGUGCAACAAGUGGCCGUCGAAGAGCUAGUUUUCCGUCCGGGAGCUGCGGUUUUCCACCAGUUGUGUUAUUCGUUUUUGGUGACGAAACUAGCGUCGAGCGAAAGAAAGUGUGCAGUGGGAAACGGAAAGAAGCGUAGCAUCAGCAUCAUCCAAACGGUCGUGCGGCAGACGCAGCGGUGGUAGUGGGGGGAGAAAGAAAAAGUGCUGAAUUUUGGUAGCCGUUUUCCAUCGGAAGAAAAAAGAAAAAGUGAAAUCAUUGCAAUAGUGGUGCGGGUGGUGCGAGUGUGUUUUUCAGUUUUCCAUUUGUCCCACCGUGCGCGGGGUAAUGUGUGGCAGCGCGCUGGUGUAGAAGAUCCGCUGGGAAAGUGGAUUCCUCCGACAAGCAGAGCAGAGCAGUGAAGAAGUGAAGUGAAAAGGCGAAAAGCGCGACCGAAUAGCACGGGGCAGCCAUUCAAAUCAAGUCAAAAUGGGCUGUGCCGUCAGCAGAGAUAAGGAAGCCAUCGAGCGGUCGAAGAAUAUUGACCGUGCGUUGCGUGCCGACGGUGAACGGGCGGCUAGUGAGGUGAAGCUGCUGCUGCUAGGUGCCGGUGAAUCGGGAAAAUCGACGAUCGUCAAACAGAUGAAAAUCAUCCACGAAACUGGCUACUCGCAGGAAGAGUGCGAACAGUACCGGCCGGUCGUGUACAGCAACACCAUACAGAGCCUGAUGGCGAUCAUCCGCGCGAUGGGCCAGCUGCGGAUCGACUUUGCCGACCCGAGCAAGACCGACAUCGCACGCCAGUUCUUCACGUACGCGUCCGCCACCGAGGAGGGCGAGCUGACGCCCGAGCUCGUCUCGCUGAUGAAAAAGCUCUGGACGGACCCGGGCGUCCAGCUGUGCUUCUCCCGGUCGCGCGAGUACCAGCUGAACGAUUCGGCCGCCUACUACCUGAACUCGCUCGACCGCAUCUCCCAGCCGCACUACAUCCCGACGCAGCAGGACGUGCUGAGGACGCGCGUCAAGACUACCGGCAUCGUCGAGACGCACUUUAGCUUUAAGGCCAUACAUUUCAAAAUGUUUGAUGUUGGAGGUCAGCGAUCGGAGCGUAAGAAGUGGAUCCACUGCUUCGAAGGUGUGACGGCUAUCAUCUUUUGUGUCGCACUGUCUGGAUACGAUCUGGUGUUGGCCGAGGAUGAGGAGAUGAACCGCAUGAUCGAAUCGAUGAAGCUGUUCGACUCGAUAUGCAACUCGAAGUGGUUCGUGGAAACGUCCAUCAUUCUGUUCUUGAACAAGAAGGACCUGUUCGAGGAGAAAAUCGUCCGAUCGCCGUUGACGAUCUGUUUCACCGAGUACGCCGGUUCCAAUACGUACGAGGAGGCCUCCAGCUACAUUCGGAUGAAGUUCGAGAACCUAAACAGACGAAAAGAUCAGAAAGAAAUCUACACCCACCUCACGUGCGCCACCGACACCAGCAACAUCCAGUUCGUGUUCGAUGCCGUCUCGGAUGUGAUUAUCAAGAACAACCUGAAGGACUGCGGGUUGUUUUAAGGUGUCAAUGCUAGCUGCAGCAAGCUUCCAUUUGCCAACGAUAUAAAACCGAGGUGAAAGUGAAGAGAUGGGGGAAGAGCAAAACCCCACAAACGCAGCAACAUAUAGCGAUGGCAGCUACAAAUUGCGUGACCGUCGCCCCACGGGCGCACAAAGUGACAGGCAGACCCGGAUGCCCUAUCAGAUUGGUGCCGGCCGUUAUGCGUGUUAUACCUACUUAUACGUUAGUGCUAUUAAUUAUGUUUAGUUCAACUACUAUCGUGAACAUUCUACGAUCCUUCAGUACGCUCUACUUGCUCGGAGGUAAUCCAUAUUGGUAGCUUUUACCCAUUUUUCCACAUUUGUGACACUACGAGGUGUCACAAAAAGGAUUGAAAACUAGUUAGCCCCUACGGAAAGAAAAAAAAAACCCUUAAGCAGUAGCUGCCAAUAUCAUUUUCCCUGGAAAGGCACGGAAUGGGGUUUGCUAACGGAGGUGCUCCAUUUUCUACAACGUACAUGACCCAAUGGAGUACAUGACCCCAUGGCACCAACACAUGGUUGCAAUGAAAUGUGGGAUGAAUCACUUAAAUUCUCUUCAACGCAACACUUUCCUAGACGUUUCGUUUUCUCCUCAUCGUUGCUCUAGUUUAGUGUAGGUAAACAAACAUAGAUUAAGUAAAACAAAAUAUGCCCCGUGUAUGUGCGUGUGAGGAUCGGUAAAGCAAAGGUUUAGCAAAAAAAAAAUAGUUAAUAAGGAAAUGAACGGAGAGUACGAGGGUGACAGAGGAAAUGAAGUUUGAUAUCGCAAACGGAAGGAGGUUAUAGGGAUGGUUUUUAUCCAUGCGCAAAGAAGGGAGACUUGCUUUCUGGAGGGUAAGCAAAAAGUUUAUUCUUCUCCGAAGCAACCAGAGGGUGAAUGGACUUUAAACCAACAUGUCCGUAAGCUUCAGUACGCGCAAGGCUUAAAAAAAAGAAAAUUUAAGAGCUUUCCAGUAACGAGAACAUUCUCUAGCCGUACAUGGCAAAACAAAACCGGUAAAGAAAACCAUAAAACGUACAACUCUAAACCAGAGUUAGGUUGAGCACGAACAAUCUAACGACGAUGUUGCUAGUUACAAAUCUUUAAAAAAUCCAACAUAAACAUCCCUCCCUUUCUUGUACACCAUUAGGGUGCUUGAACAUAAAUUGUUGUUUGAGUCAAGGUAAUACUUGAAAAGGGGAAUGCGAGAGGUCAUGUUAUUGGUAUACCACAAAUCAAUCAUGAUUCAAUUCAAUUACAGAAUUGCAGGAUAGGGAAAGCAUUGAAUGGAACAUUCGGUAAGCAAUUUUAUUUCCUAACUAAAUUUAUAGAUCACUUUUCCUUUGUAUGUUUCGGGAGUAAAUUUUAAUUUUGCUAUUUAUUUA
Messenger RNA from Anopheles coustani, 3195 nucleotides. It is a transcript of the gene Galphai, whose product is annotated as G protein alpha i subunit. The record is from RefSeq and is a predicted model, not a curated record. The transcript is spliced from 5 exons. Lineage: Eukaryota; Metazoa; Arthropoda; Insecta; Diptera; Culicidae. Gene Ontology annotation, cellular component: heterotrimeric G-protein complex. Gene Ontology annotation, biological process: adenylate cyclase-modulating G protein-coupled receptor signaling pathway. Bases 748 to 1809 code for a protein of 353 amino acids. Gene Ontology annotation, molecular function: GTPase activity; G-protein beta/gamma-subunit complex binding; GTP binding.